Molecule: messenger RNA, 1656 nt
Organism: Fomitiporia mediterranea MF3/22
Lineage: Eukaryota; Fungi; Basidiomycota; Agaricomycetes; Hymenochaetales; Hymenochaetaceae
Product: GWT1-domain-containing protein
Exons: 9
Coding region: 1-1656 (551 amino acids)
Biological process (GO): protein localization to plasma membrane; GPI anchor biosynthetic process
Cellular component (GO): endoplasmic reticulum; membrane
Molecular function (GO): glucosaminyl-phosphatidylinositol O-acyltransferase activity
Source: RefSeq, a predicted model, not a curated record
AUGGCAGACUACAAGGCAUCAAAGGAGGCCUUCGUCUCGGACGGCACAGGCUCGUCGAUCACCCAUGUAAACCUCGUCUCCGCAGUCGCCCUCUGCUCCAUCGCACUCCAUACCGCAUUGCAAUCACAUCUAUCUUCACUAAACUUGCUACUGGAAUGGACAGUAUUAGUCCUCCCACUCCUCUUGUCCAUGACUCUCUUUGCAGAUUUCCCUCUCUUACUGUCCUUUAUCCUCCUCGUUCCGACUGUCUUACUGUUCUUCCGUUCGUCCAGGCAAGACGACGAGCCUCCAUUAUCGCCACUAUCCAUCUCUCGAGCACCGUCCCCGUUGCACUCCUCGAGCUUUCCUCCUCAACAAGUCUCUUCCUCACAAUCAAGCGAUGAGAGUAUACCAAUAGCACCGCUUCCAGCUUUGACGGUCUACCGAGCACACAUGAUGCUCAUGACAAUCCUCGCUAUACUUGCAGUCGACUUUCCCGUAUUUCCGCGCUCCUUGGCGAAGUGCGAGACGUUCGGAGUGUCAUUGAUGGAUCUCGGAGUGGGAUCGUUCGUCUUUUCCCAAGGUGUCGUCUCCGCAAUACCACUCCUUAAACAACCACCGUGCCUCUUGGCGCCGGCUGUACCAAAAAUUCUUUACGUGUCGAAGAAAGUACUUCCGCUUUUCGUCCUCGGCAUCGUCCGAGUGAUCUCGGUGAAAGGCACGGAAUAUCCUGAGCAUGAAUCAGAAUAUGGAACCCACUGGAAUUUCUUUUUCACAAUGGCUCUCCUUCCGGUGCUCGAGGUUCUGCUUCAUCCCGUGAUAAUCCUCUUGCCAAUAUCACUCCUAGGAUUCUUGGUAGCUCUCUCUCACCAGCUCACCCUGUCAUUAACUCCGCUACAAAACUUUGCCUUACACGCGUCUCGUACGAAUCUUAUAAGCGGCAAUAAGGAAGGGUUGGUUUCGCUCACAGGAUAUCUCGCGAUUCAUCUUCUGGGGCUCUCUGUAGGCACGCUACUCCUCCCGCCCUCGCCAUCAGAAUUUCGACAGCAACAACAUAAACUACGCCUUCAACUUCGUGGAUCGACGUCACCUGUUUCCCCUUCGAAAGCUUCUCAACGCAAGGACGAGACCAAGGAAAGAACGAAAACAUGGAAACGCCAAGAUGACAAGACCGUCCUCGAGCUAUUUUCAUAUGCGCUACUUUGGUGGACUGUUCUCGGAGUAUGUUACUUAACGGAUAUCGGAGGAGGAGUGUCUAGGAGACUUGCUAACCUACCCUACGUCAUCUGGAUCGCAGCGUUCAACACAUCCUUCAUCAUGUUCUACCUCCUACUAGAUAAACUCCGCCCCUCAACCUCCCAGUCCAACCACAUCUCAAGAAACACUCUACACCCUACCUCCUCCGCGCAUGAUUCGUACUUUCCAAGCGACGACAUGAAGUCGAGUAGGAAGGCACCAGCGCUGUUAGAGGCGAUCAACCGUAAUGGGCUUGCGCUUUUCUUACUCGCAAAUGUGUUAACCGGCCUGAUCAACUUAUCCAUGUCGAGCAUGUACGCCUCAAACAUGGUCUCCAUGGUUGUUCUAUCUUUAUACUCUUUCGGAAUGUGCUCAGUCGCUUGGGACGUACACCAAAUUCCUAUCACAAACAGAUGUGUUCGUCUUGCGCUGAAGGCGUAA